Messenger RNA from Loxodonta africana (African savanna elephant), 5932 nucleotides. It is a transcript of the gene SCN4B, whose product is annotated as sodium voltage-gated channel beta subunit 4. NCBI's taxonomy places the organism in Eukaryota, Metazoa, Chordata, Mammalia, Proboscidea, Elephantidae. Gene Ontology annotation, molecular function: transmembrane transporter binding; sodium channel regulator activity. The transcript is spliced from 4 exons. The record is from RefSeq and is a predicted model, not a curated record. Gene Ontology annotation, biological process: regulation of ventricular cardiac muscle cell membrane repolarization; regulation of sodium ion transmembrane transporter activity; cardiac muscle cell action potential involved in contraction. Gene Ontology annotation, cellular component: plasma membrane; voltage-gated sodium channel complex. Bases 1002 to 1568 code for a protein of 188 amino acids.
AAAAAAAAAACAAGGAGAGAGAGAAAGACCCACCCUUUGGUUCCUUGGAGCGAGGGAAUGAGAAGAGUCCUAAUGAGGUAAGAGCUGGGGAACUGGACUUGGAAAUAAAGGAGAGAAGAAGCUGGAGAAGAACAAGAGAUCUGCAGAGCCACCAACAGGGCUGUGGGAUGAAUCAAUCAGCAGGUAUUUAUUGCAUAUUCACUCUGUAAUCUAGUAGGGUGCCCAGACUAACACAGGGAAGCUACAAGAGAGCAGCUCUGGAUGUAAUUAAGGGCUGAUCUCAGAGGGUGCUGAUGGACGGGGCUGUAUGAUUGAUCCAGGUCCUCACGGAGGGUCAGAAUGUAGAUGGAUAGGGGACCCAGUGCCAGGAAAGGCUGAAUGGGAAGUGACAGAGAGAAAUGAGUGUGGUAUUAUUUGCAGGCGCCAUUACAUAAAACGCUUUCGUGAAGAAAGCAGUAAGAGCAGUGCCACAUUCCUUGGCUAUCUUAAGAAAAGGAAAUGGGUUUAGGAAAUAAGCACAAAAGACUUGAAAGCAGAGACUCAAACAGAUACUCGCACACCAAUGUUCGCUGCAGCAUUAUUCACAGUAUCCCAAAGGUGGAAACAACUCAAGUGUCUACCAACAGAUGAAGGGAUAAACAAAACGUGCUACAUGCAUACAAUGGAAUAUUACUCAGCCAUGAAUAGGAAUGAAAUUCUGAUACAUGCUGUGACAUGGGCUAACGAUGAAAACAUUGUACUGAGUGAAAUAAACCAGACACAAAGGACGAAUAUUUUAUGACCCCACUUGUAUGAAAUAACUAGAACAGGCAAAUGCCUAGAGGCAGAAAGCAGUGGUUACCAGGUGCUGGUGGGAGGGGAAAUGGUACAUUCUUGCUUAAUGGAUACAGAGUUUUGUUUGGGGUGAUGAAAAGUUUUGGAAAUAAAUAGUGGUAAUGGUCGCACAACAUUUUGACUAUAAGUAAUGCCACUGAAUUGUACACUUAAAAUGGCAAUUUUUUAUGUUCCCUAUGUUUCACCAUGAUAAAAAAAAAAUGAGGAAACAGGUUAGCCUUCAGCAAGCAAGAUUUAGGCUAGACAAGCGGAUCAAUUGGUGCUGGAAGAAGAAACUAAGGCUAAUAGAAGGGACUGUGAAGAAUGAGAAGUCUGACCCCAAGGUGAAGUCAAAAGAUAAUGACCGUAUCACUCUGGAGGGUUCCACCAAGGAGAAGGUGAACAACAUUUCCAUUCUGCUGAAGGACCUGGAAUUUAGUGACACCGGCAAAUAUACCUGUCAUGUGAAGAACCCCAAGGAGAACUAUCUUCAGCACCAGGCCACCAUCUUCCUCCACGUCGUUGAGAAAUUGGAGGAAGUGGACAACACCGUGACACUCAUCAUCCUGGCCGUUGUGGGCGGGGUCGUUGGGCUCCUCAUCUUCAUCCUGCUGCUCAAGAAGUUCAUCACCUUUAUCCUCAAAAAGGCUCAGGAGAAGAAGAAGGAAUGCCUCGUGAGUUCCUCAGGGAAUGAUAAUACAGAGAAUGGAUUGCCUGGCUCCAAGGCAGGAGAGAAACCACCCACGAAAGUGUGAGCCCUCUGUUUCGGGCCAAGAAGCCGCAGGGAGUCUCACUCUCUGAUGAUGAAACUGAUGCUUGAGCCGUGUCUGUAGAACCCACGUGCCUGAGACAUCUGCUGCUUGGCUCCAACUGUAGUCUUUUUGGUCAGGGAGAAACUGGGUUUCUCCCAGCCUGCCCCACCCCCUUCCCAGCCAGGGCUCCUCAGGGACAAGGGCUGGUGGGGGUGGGGCAUGGAAGGUCUGGGAAAGGGCAAGGUGGGCUGGGGUGGGGAAGGGAGAGGGCUCUGUGACCCAGCCAUGGGGCAGUGUGGAGGGGUCAUCCCCUGACACCUGGGUAGAUGGGUCUUCUUCAGCCUCCCCGGCCUGUCUGAGCAGUACCUUGGUUUCCUUCCAGAUUUCUCCUCAAGAAGGACUUGGGGAAUCAGAGAGGGCUGCCCCAGUAGCUAGACCCUGGAGAUGGGGCAAAGAAAGAGCCAUGUGUGGAGCACUAACCCUUUAUGAUGGGGGUGGGGUUGGGGUGGGAUAGAGCACUCUGACAAGAUCUGGGGGAGGGGGUUGCUGGAAGCAGGGCUACAGUGAGAGGCAAGCUUCCACUUUGUAGGGUACUUGCUUGCUCACAGUCCCUCCUGCCUGUCUUCGCCCUAGCCAACCACUGAGUUUCUGAACCCUCCUGACUAGGGCCUGCUGCCUUGGUCUCGGGGUGGGGAGGGGGGUUGGGCCCACCCACCUGCUCCUCUGACCUCUGUUACUGAGGAGUCAAUGAAGGCCCCCCCAGUCUUCCUGGAGCAUUGGGGUGCUAUCUACGCCUUUCCUUGAAUUUCUCCUUUGGGAAUUGGGGUUGCAAAGGUGGGCAUGCCCGUAUCCUAGACUGCUCAACCACUGGCACACCCAUCCCAGCCCUGCCAAGCUGGCAGCCCCUUCUCUUAGGCAUGGCAGGGCCAUCGCCACCCCUGGGAAUGCCUGAGCCUGGCUCCUCCCCACCCCCGUGCCUCCUCCUUCCCUGGUGACACAGCAAGUGGCGCCAUCCUGCCCCCUCUGCUCCCUUGGCUUCUCUGGUGCCGCUACCACCACUUCUCUCCCCUGUCCCCUGGGCUGUUCACCCCCAGCCCUGGGUCAGGGGCCUCCCUUCCCUUCAGGGCCCCUCUUCCUUUGGAUGACAGGGUGCUUGGGUAUCCUGGCUGCUUCCUGCUCAGCUGUGCCACCCUGUCUCGCACCUGGGGACUGGGAGGAGCAGGGAGAAAGCACCCAUAGUUUUACUCUGCUUUUUCCAAGAACUGAUUUGCACACCCUUUGUGAGGGGCUAGACUGUGCCUUAGCUCCCUGAAUCCUAGCUCAUACCCUCACUCUCCCUUGAGCCCAAACUUCCUGACAAAAUAGCUGAGUCUGGUGUGGCACUGACCCAAGGUCAUGGAGGGGCCUGGGGGCUGGAAUUAGGACAUCACUGGCCCCUUGGCCAGGAACUGAAUCUUGGAGACAUCUAUCUACCAAGUGCUUCCAUCAGGGGAUCCCCAACAGGGGGUGGUUGUAGUGCUGGAGAUGGGAUAACUCUGCCAUUUGCUCCCACUUCCCCAUUCUCUUAUUGAAUUUCUGAGACUCUGUGCCCUGGGCCCCAACGUGGGAUAGAAGGGGAGUAGCACCCUUUUCCAGAUUAGAUGGUAUGGGGACUACCUCAGGCUUUCCCUGACAAAAAGCAGCAGCAAGCUUCCCUGAGGGCAAAGGGGGGAUUGACAACAGCAACAGCUGGCAGGGCGUCCAUGGGCUGUGUCCCCUGUCCCUCACCCAACCCCGAGGGGCUCACCAGUUCCCAAUCUGAUCUUUCUCAGUCUCUCCUGUCAUUGUCCCCUCAAAACCCAUCCUGGGUUUGGGUUCAGAUUUUCCUGCCCUUGGAAGUGGACAGACCAGAGCUACCAGUCAUUCAGAAUGCUUCUUAUAGCUGCCUUCAUGUGAAACUUCUUCCUUCUCCCUUCCCAGCUUCAACACUAGAGCGGGCAGAGUGUCUUGGGACUUCUCCUUCUCUCUCGUGAGGAAGCCAAGAUGACCGGUUCAGAUAAAGUUGGGGGAGGAAAGCAUCAUCUGGAUCUUUCCACUCCUAGGUCUACUGUUGACAUGUAGGCAGGUCAUGUAUCUUCUUUGGGCUCAGCUUUUUCCGUCUCUAAAAUGGGUGUAAUAAUACUUACCUCAUAGGACUGUUUUCAGGCUUGGUGAGUUUUUCUUUAAAAAAUCUUUUUGGCUUGGAAAAGGAUCUGGGAGGCCAGGAAUUGUAACUGGAGGGAUCGUUCCAAGUCUGUCCAGUCCUCAGCUCUGUCUCAUCCUACGACACACAGGUCAUAUUACAUGCCUCACACAUACACAGACACUCUCUUUCCACCUCUCCCCUCAGAAUUAUGUUAGCCUUUGUAAUGUAAGAAACCUUGACUCAGAUGCUUGAAGUUUCUUAUUCAUGGCUCUUGUUUGGUGGUUUUCAAUAGAGCUGACUGGAACUAUAAGUGAGACAUUUUUGGUUGCCCCAAUGCCUGGGUAGGGGGGCACUACUGGCAUUUAGAGGGUGGAGACUAAGAAUGCUAAACUUCUUAGAGUGUGUGGGACAGUCCCCACAACAAAGAAUUGCCCUGCCCCAAUGCCAGAGUGAUCCCCAUGGAGAAACACUGGCCUGGAUUUGCAGUAGUACGUCUAUGGGCACAGUUGUCUUCCCCAAGCAGACACUGAGUGCUUACAAAUCUCCAGGUGGUCUCCAGGGGCUGGUGGGGGGCUUCCAGGGUUGUGGGGCAGAGUAAGAGCCCACUCACAGGGUUGAUCUUGGAUGCACCCUGGAUGCACCCAGCUGUCCUGACGGAGAAGUCAGUGAGACCAAGGAAAAAGUGUUUCCCAGCUCCCCACCCUUGACCUCUAAAUAAAAAACCAGUUACUGUAGAGUUGAUUCUGAUUCAUGGUGACUCCAUGUGUGUCAGAGUAGAACUGUGCUCCAAAGAGCUUUCAGCGGCUGAUUUUUUCCAAGUAGAUUGCCAGGCCUUUCUUUUGAGGCACCUUUGGAUGAACUCAAACCUCUUUUGGUUAGCAGCCAGGAACACGAACCAUUUGUGCUACCCAGGGACUUCAAAAUAGACCUCAGAGUUCCAGGUCUUGGGUUUCCCCCUGUGGAAGAAUUCAGCAAAGGCAGCCAGAGUGAAGGGAUGCUAGAGAGGUCUGGAAAAGGGCCCAAUGAAGUUCAGACCAUCCCCAUGUCUGGCUGGCUGAUAGAGCUGGAGGCUCGUUGAACCUCGUGUGAAGCGACGAUGUGAGAGUGUGCUUCCGAGAGGGCGGGAGAUGAGAGUGUGUGAAUGGCAUGGGCUUGGAGUGUGCAUGUGGGAGCGCAUGGAUGUGUGUAGGCAUGCAGGCGUGUGGAGGUGUCACUGUGGAGUAGGUGGGCAGUGAAUGGCAAGGGCGGUGUAUGAGGUGUGUAUAAAACUGUGUGUACUUGACAUGGGGGAGACUGGACAUUUCAGGAACCAUCUUCCCUGGUCUGAGCUAUACCGGUUGGGGUACUUGGAUGCUGAGAAAGGAUAAGAGACAGAAAGUAAAACCAGCCAUGGUCUUGAGCUCCAUAACUCCAUGACUCCAUGUCACCGUUACAGAGAGCUGCCGUUGGAGGGAAGCAUGUUGGGGAGAGGGAGCGUGAGGAGGGGAGACUUCUCUGGAAAAUCCUAUAGCUUGCUUCCCUUUACUUUGUCCCAGGUUGGAGUCCCUACCCUCUCAUUCCCACCUGAUGUGCAGUGCUUUUGACUAUCUUAUGCAUGGUUUCCUCUUCCGGCUUGGAUGACGACAAUAUCCGUAGUCAACUUUCCUAUGUAACUAUAAAUCAAAAAGAUGCAGCAACGGGUCUUGGGGGUCCUCAGGUCUGGGGGUGCCUCUGGGAGGCGCAGAUGUGCACAUGCCCAGCACUGGCUCAUGUUUAAGCACAGAGUGAAUGCACUCGGACUGUUUUGCACUGUAGAAUUUUAUUUAGCUUUGCCUUGGAUGAAAUAAAAAUUAUGUUUAAUAGAACUGGUUUGGAGUUUCCAUUUUUGGUUAAUUGGGAGAUUGAUUCUAGCUUUAUAACUUGCCAGUGUAGUUUGGACAAGUUUCUAAGUUUCUUUACUUCUCUGGAUCGCAGUCUUCUUGUGUCUGGAACGUUGCCUGCCUAGGUGAAAUAACACAGGUAAAAUGCUUGAGUGUCUGGCAUAUUUGUAAGCAUUCAGCUCAUAUUCAUUCCCAUGACUUCUCUGGAGAAGUUGGAAAAGUAGCCCUUUAAUAUUGGAUUAUUGCCAGAGCCCACCCUGUACUGAUGACCUUGGUGAUGAUUCUGGUACCAGUAAACACCAUGACAUUCAUACCAUCCUCUUCCCCCAGUCCCCACCCCCCAC